AUGCAGCCUAAUCUGUUCCCAUUCGGCACAGUUUUGGGUAAUCCUUUUCUCUUCAAUGGCGGCGAUCUAAGCGAGCUUGGUGCUUCUGGUGGGUUCGAGAGCUCAAGGGUUUUCUUCUUACUCCCUCUCUUAUUGUCCCAAGGCGAAGGGAUGGAUUUCUCCAAAGUCGGCGAAAAAUUCCUCAGCUCUGUUAAAUCCGCUACAUCGCUUGGACUCUUACCCUCUUCUCCUUCUUCCUCUGAUCGCCCUGAGAUUCCGGCACGUGCUGCAGCUGCAGCUGCUGUUGCUCGUGCUUUAGCUGGGCUUCCUUCUGAUCAGAGGUUAAGUAUAUCUUCUAGUGCUACUGAGCUUAGCUCAAUCUAUGGGAACAGGCCUCCUCCUCAAGAAGUUGAAGAGCUUGAAGAAGGUUUCUAUGAAGAGGAUUUUGAUCCUGUGAGGCAUAUUUUGGAAAAUGUACCAGAUGAUCAAAGUGAGCUAGCUUAUUUUGAGAAGCAGGCUACACUGAGGUUGGUACAGUUGGAUAGAGUGGCGGAAAAUCUGUCUCACCAUGUUAUGGAGCAUCAUGAAGUAAUGGUGAAGGGGAUGAAUUUGGUUAGGGAAUUGGAAAAAGAUUUGAAGAUUGCGAAUGUCAUCUGUAAAAAUGGGAGACGAAAUUUGACUUCAUCUAUGAAUGAGGCUUCAAGAGAUCUGAUUGUACACACUCACUCCAAAAAGAAACAAGCUCUUCUGGACAUGCUUCCUAUACUAACCGAUCUUCGCCAUGCAAGAGUGAUGCAGUCAACUCUUGAAGACCUUGCUGAAGAUGGAAACUAUUGCAAGGCAUUUCAAGUUCUAUCCGAGUAUUUGCAGCUGCUUGACAGUCUAUCUGAGUUCUCAGCAAUCCAAGAGAUGACCCGUAAUGUUGAGGUUUGGUUAGGAAGAACUCUUCACAAGCUGGAUUCACUUUUGCUGGGCGUUUGCCAGGAGUUCAAAGAAGAUAGCUAUUUAAUGGUCCUUGACGCUUAUGCACUGAUCGGUGAUGUAUCUGGUCUCGCCGAGAAGAUACAAAGCUUCUUUAUGCAGGAGGUUAUCUCAGAGACCCACUCAGUGCUAAAGACCAUUGUUGGGGAGGAUAACAGUGCUGCCACCCAAUUUAGUAGACUUACCUACAGCGAUCUAUGUAUUCAGACACCAGAAUCCAAGUUUAGGCAAUGUCUUUUGAGAACACUGGCUGUGCUAUUUCAGUUAAUAUACUCAUACCAUCAGAUAAUGAGCUUCGAGCCAGAAAUAACGGUAGAAAGUUUCAUCUCACCAAGUCCUGCAACAACUCAAAAGAUUGAUUCAGUAGCAGGCAGUUCAUGCGACCCACAGGAUGGUGGUCUUUCUUCAGCUAUGAGUUCGGGAAGCAUACCUGAUGGAAGUGGAACAUCAAGUUCUGUGGAGCAGGCGUCCAAUAGUGCAGUAGAUGAGUCUAGGGAUUCUGGAGAUACAGUAUGCGAUGGCGACUUAGCAUGGUACUCUCUACGGAAAGAGAGUGCUACUUUUGUCUCAAAAACGCUGCAGAGAGGACGGAAGAAUCUUUGGCAACUUACAACAAGCCGUGUGUCAGUUUUGCUCUCUUCCCCAGCUGCUUCUUCAACAAGUAUACAUCAGUUCCUAAAAAAUUAUGAAGACCUGAGCGUCUUUAUCCUUGCUGGGGAAGCGUUCUGUGGAUUUGAAGUUGUUGAUUUUAGGGAGAAGCUAAAGGGUACAUGGAAGAAACUGUCACCUGAUACUGUGCAAGCUAUUAAUUUUGCUGGUCUUGUGGGGGAUGGGGCUCCCCUAAUUAUUUCUUCCCGCAGUGCCUCUGGUUCUUCCAGAUUUCCUCACUCUAAUAAGUCAAAUGACUCAGUUGAUCCCAGUGGGAACAGGAGUGGAUUCUCAUAUUGGCUGAAAAGUGGAAACCCUUUCUCAGCAAAGUUAACUUACUAUAGAGAAGAUCAAGACUACUCCUCCGUCAAUGGAGCUGCCUCUAUAGAUUUUGAAGGGAGUGAUAGUAGUCACGAUGAUGUCGUGAAUCCCAAUAUAAGAGAUCACAAACGCAUUAACGGAGGUAGUCCUGUUUCAGGCGAUGAAAACGAAGACCUUCAUGCUGACUAUAUUGAUGAAGAUAGUCAGCUUCCAAGACGAAGUUUUACACGUAGUAUAUCAAGGAGUACUUCUUCGCAUUUGAGUACUAAUGAUGAUUUGACAGCUCAAACUGGAUCUUCCCUUUGUCUUCUAAGAUCAAUGGAUAAGUACGCAAGGCUUAUGCAGAAACUAGAGAUUGUUAAUGUUGAAUUCUUUAAGGGAAUAUGCCAAUUGUUUGGGGUCUUUUUCUAUUUCGUGUUUCAAGUAUUUGGUCAAGAAAAUACAAAUUCAGGUGGAAAAGGAGUUGCUGACUCUUUCAAUCAUCGUUUGAAAAGCAGCUUAUCCCGGAUAUCACAAGAAUGUGAGCAAUGGAUAAAACCUCAGUUUUCAUCAUCACCAUCCUCCUCACUUGCCUUUCCCAACACUGUUCAUAGCCUUGCAGACGUGACUCUAGCAAAUCCCUUAAAUACAAUUUCUGGUCACUUAUCAGGCGUAUCUUUUAGUCUCAAGGUUGGUUCCGUACCUGAUCUAACAGAGCACUUACAUAGGACAACUGCGAGGAUACUGCUGCAUGUUAAUGGAUAUGUCGACCGGAUUGCUAAUUCUAAAUGGGAAGUCAAGGAGCUUGGAGUGGAGCAUAAUGGGUAUGUUGAUUUGAUGCUCGGGGAAUUCAAACACUACAAAACAAGGCUUGCUCAUGGAGGCAUUCCACAGGAGGUCCAAAACCUUCUACUGGAAUAUGGAGUGGAAAUAUUUGCGGAAAUGCUCGUUGAAGGUUUAUCUCGAAUAAAAAGAUGUACUGAUGAAGGACGUGCUCUCAUGUCACUAGAUAUUCAGGUUCUAAUAAACGGGCUACAACACUUUGUGCCAACAAAUGUGAAGCCGAAGUUACAAAUAGUCGAUACAUUUAUCAAGGCAUACUAUCUACCAGAGACGGAAUAUGUUCACUGGGCAAGGGCUCAUCCGGAAUAUACAAAAGGACAAGUCAUUGGACUAGUGAAUUUAGUAGCCACCAUGAAAGGCUGGAAGAGGAAAACACGGCUAGAAGUUGUCGAUAAGAUUGAAUCAGCUGCUGCAUAG
Messenger RNA from Thlaspi arvense, 3168 nucleotides. The record is from the annotation of a GenBank genome assembly. Lineage: Eukaryota; Viridiplantae; Streptophyta; Magnoliopsida; Brassicales; Brassicaceae.